AUGAAGAUUCUGGAGGAGCGGUGCGACACCAUUACAAAUAUGGAAGUGAUGCUCCUUCUAGUACAGCAACAACAACUGCUGCCGUCUGUCGAGUGUUUACUGCGACAGGCUAGCAAGCCAAGCUCAGUCAAUUCAGGUAGUUCAGCACCCACAACUGUCUCAAAUAUGGAGCCUCGGAAAUUCAAUGAUCGUGAGGACAGCGUCAGCUGGCAGACUGAUCACUCGGUCGAACGUUUCAGUUUAGAUCAAGUUAAAGAACUGCUUUACCAACAUAUGUUCAACCAGAUGGUGCAGGACUACAUUCGGAAGACAUGCCCUUAUCUACACCUCGUGCGCGCACCAACGGAUGCGCGUAACCUCGCAGAUCGAUCAAGAAGCCAUACAGCAGGAGUUAGAGUCCCGCCAAAGCGGGCACCAAGUGCUCAAGUUGUCAACAGAAGAGCCAGUGGAACUGGCGCCACUCGAACUGGGGGGGUGUCACCGCUAAUCAGUCGGCGCUGUCGCGAGUGCCUCGACGUCCUCUUCCAUCGUUUUGGCCUCACAGAAUUGGAGCUGCUCACCAUCCUGAAUCUCGGCGCCUUCAAGCCAGUCGAGAUAUACAUGUAUCUAGACGACUGUUCAAGCAGAUUCACAGAGGAGGAGGCAGCAGAGAUGCUUGGGCUGAUUGACCUGGCUCUGGUGCAGCAGCAACCGCUUCCACCACUGGCUGAAUGUGCAUCAGAUGCACCAGCCUCCAUGGAUGUUGAUUCGCAAGCAGGAACAAAGAAACCAGCACUGGCUUCACGUGGUCCUGGGGAACUGCACGAGGAGCAGCCAGAAAUGCAGGAUGAAGUCACGGGGUCGGAGACACGGCAGAAACAAGCCCAGCAAGAGGCCGAGCACUCCACCGGUCUGCGGGUUGACGCCGAAUCCGAAGAAACACACAGGAACGCACCAGACGGGGAUCAGGAACAGCCCCGUGCAACCGUCACCGAUAAGCACUGUUCGGAAUCAGAGAGUCUGUUUGCACCUGCAGAGGACAUGUUAACGACUGCUGCGCGCAAUGCAGGUUGUGCAGAAACCGCUGCAAAUGAAGCGAAGCCUCGUGGCAGGGCUGUGCGCGGUGCAGCCAAACGCCGCCCUGUGAGCAGACGGCGGCGCAUUCUUGACGACUAG
This is a messenger RNA of Eimeria maxima, 1155 nucleotides long. RefSeq lists its product as hypothetical. NCBI's taxonomy places the organism in Eukaryota, Apicomplexa, Conoidasida, Eucoccidiorida, Eimeriidae. The record is from RefSeq and is a predicted model, not a curated record. Gene Ontology annotation, molecular function: nucleotide binding. The transcript has 2 exons. The coding region runs from base 1 to 1155 and encodes 384 amino acids.